AUGUCGUUUGAUAUCGUUUGUGUGCGCAACUAUGAGUCCUUUGGAACCUCUCUUCUGAUCACCAGCCCAUGCACCUUGGGCCCACCAAGAGGCGGUGAUCAAGGGGGAAACCUUUACAGCCCUUCUUCUCAAUUUGGGAACAAGUUUCUUGUCAUAGUGACCGGAGUGGCAGUGAGGGUGAGGGAAUUGACUAAGCUUCUGUUGACAUUUUGCCAGCUCCAGAUCGAUUUGAUUUCCAGCCUGUGGGGCUUAUUGGAAGGAGGAAUAUUCCUACAAUCUUAUGAAGUUGCGUGCCAACAGUUCCUGAGUGGCACCUUCCUUCAUGGUAGAGUUCACCCCGCAGAGUCUCAUUUUGUACUCUUUCAGGCUCUUGCAUUUGCAUCUCGUUGCGAGAGGUAUUACGUGGUAUUUAUAUUGUAA
Molecule: messenger RNA, 420 nt
Organism: Cladocopium goreaui
Lineage: Eukaryota; Dinophyceae; Suessiales; Symbiodiniaceae
Source: the annotation of a GenBank genome assembly